Messenger RNA from Stomoxys calcitrans (stable fly), 3160 nucleotides. It is a transcript of the gene pug, whose product is annotated as C-1-tetrahydrofolate synthase, cytoplasmic. Gene Ontology annotation, biological process: tetrahydrofolate interconversion; mitochondrial respiratory chain complex III assembly. Gene Ontology annotation, cellular component: mitochondrial matrix; cytosol. The record is from RefSeq and is a predicted model, not a curated record. The transcript has 12 exons. Lineage: Eukaryota; Metazoa; Arthropoda; Insecta; Diptera; Muscidae. The coding region runs from base 118 to 3021 and encodes 967 amino acids. Gene Ontology annotation, molecular function: ATP binding; methenyltetrahydrofolate cyclohydrolase activity; formate-tetrahydrofolate ligase activity.
CAACAAUUACGAAACGCUUAUUUUUCGAUCUGAUUUUAUAAUAAAAAUGUUAUUUAAUAUUAAUUAAAGAAUAUAAUACAAAAAUCAAAAGUAAAACAGUAUAGUAUUGAAGAAAUUAUGUCCGCACAAUAUCAAAGAUUUCUGAAAGUACUGGAAAAGUGGCCGGCAGACAAAUCAAAAGUGGGCAGUGGUGACUUUGAAACCAAACCGACCGAAAAUAUGUCUGUGGCCAAGUUGAUAUCCGGUACUCAAGUUGCAAAUGAAAUUCGUGAAACGCUUAAGCGCAAAGUGUUUGACAUUCAGAGAGAUUUGCCCAAUUUUGCUCCCGGUCUAUGUAUCGUACAAGUUGGUGGACGCGAAGACUCCAAUGUCUACAUUCGCAUGAAAAUCAAAGCGGCCAAAGAAAUUGGCAUCGCUGCUCAACAUGUGCAAUUGCCCAGAACCAUAACGGAAAUUGAACUCUUGGACAAGAUUAACAACCUUAACAAUGAUCCCAGUGUACAUGGCAUCAUUGUUCAAAUGCCUUUGGAUUCGGAUACCAAAAUUGAUUCACAUAAGGUGACAGAUGCCGUACAUCCGGACAAAGAUGUAGACGGCUUGCACACCAUGAACGAGGGUCGUGUCUCAAUUGGUGAUUUGGGUGGCUUUAUGCCUUGCACUCCCUGGGGAUGUAUUGAACUGAUCAAAAGAUCUGGCAUUCAAAUGGCUGGUGCUAGAGCAGUUGUUUUGGGUCGUAGUAAAAUUGUUGGUACACCUGCAUCGGAGCUUUUAAAGUGGCACAAUGCCACUGUUACUGUAUGCCAUUCCAAGACCAAAAAUAUUGACGAAGUUUGUCGCACUGCUGAUAUUUUGGUUGUGGGUAUUGGUGUUCCCGAAAUGGUUAAGGGAUCUUGGGUUAAACCUGGUGCAGUAGUAAUUGAUUGUGGCAUCAAUGUUAAGAAAGACCCAACCAAGAAAAGCGGUACGCGUUUAGUUGGUGAUGUUGACUUCGAAGAAGCAAAAUUGAUUGCUUCUGCUAUAACUCCUGUACCUGGUGGCGUUGGACCUAUGACGGUUGCUAUGCUGAUGGAGAAUACCGUUCGUUCAGCUUCAAGGGCAGCAGCCAAUUUAUUGAAAAAAGUAUGGGAUUUCGCCCCAUUAGUAUUGAGGCCUGCUAGGCCUGUACCAAGCGACAUUGUUAUUGCCCGUUCCCAGACACCCAAGGAUAUUUCAAUGUUGGCACAAGAAAUUGGAUUACUUGGUAAUGAAGUGUCCUUGUAUGGCAAUAAGAAGGCUAAGAUUUCAUUGAAUGCCAUUAAUCGCCUUAAGGCCAGAGGCGAUGGUGCCUAUGUCGUAGUAGCUGGCAUCACCCCCACACCCCUUGGUGAAGGUAAAAGUACUACCCUUAUUGGCCUAGUUCAAGCUUUGACCGCCCACAGACAACGUAAUGCCGUAGCUUGUUUGCGUCAACCUUCCCAAGGGCCUACUUUCGGCAUUAAAGGUGGCGCAGCUGGUGGUGGUUAUGCCCAAGUCAUACCCAUGGAGGAGUUUAAUUUACAUCUAACUGGCGAUAUACAUGCUGUCACUGCCGCCAAUAAUCUCCUGGCCGCUCAACUGGAUACUCGUAUAUUCCAUGAAAAGACUCAAUCUGAUAAGGCUCUGUAUGACCGCCUGGUGCCUCGCAUCAAGGGCGAAAGAAAAUUCUCGAAAAUCCAAUUGAGACGUUUGCAGAAGUUGGGAAUCAACAAAACCGAUCCCGAUGCCUUAACUCCCGAGGAAUUUGGUAAAUUUGCCCGUUUAGAUAUUGAUCCUGCGACCAUUAUGUGGGAACGUGUAGUGGACAUUAACGAUAGAUAUUUGAGACAAAUCACCAUUGGCCAAUCUUCUACGGAAAAAGGAUUCUCACGGACGGCUUCGUAUUCAAUUUCGGUGGCUAGUGAAAUUAUGGCCGUUUUGGCCUUAGCCAAAAGUUUGGAUGAUAUGAAGAAUAGAUUGGCAAAUAUGGUUGUCGCUUUCGAUCGUAAAGGUGGUCCGGUAACGGCUGAUGAUUUGGGUGCCACUGGAGCCUUGACAGUUCUACUUAAGGAUGCCUUGGAACCCAAUUUGAUGCAAACCUUGGAAGGAACUCCUGUACUUGUACAUGCUGGUCCUUUCGCCAACAUUGCUCAUGGUUGUUCAUCGAUUGUGGCUGACGAAAUCGCCUUGAAACUGGUUGGUGAUGAAGGAUUCGUUUGCACUGAAGCUGGUUUUGGCUCUGACAUUGGCAUGGAGAAGUUCUGCAAUAUUAAAUGUCGCUCAUCGGGUCGUAAGCCCAACGCCAUGGUCUUGGUAGCCACUGUGCGAGCUUUGAAAAUGCAUGGUGGUGGUGCCCCAGUUACACCAGGUGCUCCAUUGAAUAAACAAUACACCGAGGAAAAUUUGGAACUACUUGAGAAAGGUUUGCCAAAUUUGCUGCAACACAUUUCUAAUGGUAAUGCAUUUGGAUUGCCCGUGGUGGUGGCCAUUAAUUCUCAUAGUCAUGACACUCCCGCUGAACAUCAAUUGGUUAAGGCUGCUGCCCUCAAAGCUGGAGCUUAUGCUGCUGUAGUGUGCUCCCACUGGAGCGAUGGUGGCGCUGGUGCCACCGAAUUGGCUGAUGCAGUUAUCAAAGCUUGUGAAAAAUCCAGCUUUAAGCUACUUUAUGGAAAUGAAAUGCCACUGUUGGACAAAAUGAAUAAAAUCGCACAAACAAUGUAUGGAGCUGCCAAGGUGGAAUUGACACCAACUGCUCAACAUGAUUUGGAAAAACUAACAAAAGCUGGCUUUGGAAAUUUGCCAAUCUGCAUGUCUAAAACAUCCGGAUCUUUAACUGGAGAUGCUGCCAUCAAGGGUGCACCCAAAGGCUUCACCUUGACCGUUAAUAAUAUGUAUGUAUCGGCUGGAGCUGGUUUUGUGGUGGCCAUGUGUGGUGAAAUUUCCAAGAUGCCUGGUUUGCCAACGCGUCCCUCCAUAUAUGACAUUGACUUGAAUACCGAAACUGGGGAAAUUGAAGGUCUCUUCUAAAAUGUCUCAUACAAUUGUUCUGUUAUCUCCUAUUGCUUGUUUUUUUUUUUAUAUGUUAAAGACAAAUUAUAUAUUUUUUUUGAUAUAGCGCUUUCAUGUUUUUAAAUUGUUUAUAUAUAAAACCAUUAUAUAACACAUA